Pelodiscus sinensis (Chinese soft-shelled turtle) is the source of this 2888-nucleotide messenger RNA. NCBI's taxonomy places the organism in Eukaryota, Metazoa, Chordata, Testudines, Trionychidae. The record is from RefSeq and is a predicted model, not a curated record.
CGCUGCAGACUCAGCUCCCAAGCUUGUGGCCUGUGUGGAGGGUCACCACAGCCCCCGGACUUUUGUGCCACGCAGGCAUUAGGGGAGCCCGUCGGAUGCAGAGGCCAGGACUCCUGGGCCCUGUCCCUGGCAGUGCUAUGCCCUGGGGCAAAGUCCCUUCCCCUUGUGGGCCUUUGCCUGCCCCCCGAGUUUGUCUGGCCCAUGGGCCGGGGCUCCACUGCAGAGACAGGUGUGGCCUUGGCCCAGGCUGGCUCCAGGAGACCCGUCUGCCAUGCUGGGUGGAAGCUACCCACUGCCCCACCUGGGCGGCCCCCUCUGGGUGUGGAGGGCACUUUUCAUUUCCACAAGGCAUUCACCACUGGGGUGCCAGUGUCUAUGCAGGGCCCAGCACGGCCGAGGCUCCAUCUCUGCUGAAACGCCCCUGGCCUGCCAGCCCCUGUGAGUCCCCACGCUCGGGGGCACCAGCUGACGUUCCCGUGCGUAUUGCUCUUGGAACGCCAACAGGCGGAACCGAACCUGGGCCCUCUGGAGCGCAGGGCAUGAGCCUCUAUCGCAUGGGCUGAAAGCCAGCCGGCGCUCAGCUCAGGCUGUGGACCAGACUCAUUCUCUUUCUCUGUAAAUGGUCUAAGUGCUACUCCAUGAGACAGUGAACUACUCCCAGUAGGUGUGUGGCUGGCACGCGCCCGUUAACCAGCAAGCCUGAGAGAUCAAGGGGGCGCAGCUACCUGUGCCCUCCCGUCUCCCCCGCUCAUUGUGGCGGUGAAAAUGGCCAGCCCCAAGGAGUUAAAAAUUCACCAGUGGCCUUUGCGCCUUGCUGCAGCAUCCCCACCAUCCUCCAUCUGGACCUCCCUCAGUGCACCCAAAUCUGCUAGCACAUCCUUGGACCGUUCCUCCUCUCGUGUCAGUCUCCUGCCCUUGCAGUCCCCGGUGAUCUGGGAAUUUCCCUCCGCUAAUGCCAGCUCCCUUCCAUCUACCCCCUGCCUCUCCCGUCCCUCCGGAGCAGCAAGGGUUAACAGCCCCCUCUCCCUCGCCAGCGCUGCAGGGACCGUGUGAAUGUGCUGGCUGUUGCCGUGAUGAACAUGUGGCCUGGCGUGAAGCUGCGGGUGACGGAAGGCUGGGAUGAAGACGGGCACCACCUGCCUGACUCGCUGCACUAUGAGGGACGGGCGCUGGACAUCACCACAUCUGACCGUGACCGGGAGAAGUAUGGCAUGCUGGCACGCCUGGCCGUGGAGGCCGGCUUCGACUGGGUCUACUAUGAGUCCAAGUCCCACAUCCAUGUGUCGGUGAAAGCAGCAGCCAGUCAGGGUGCUGCGGGUGUCACGGGAAGAAGGCGUGGGGGUGUACGCCCCGCUGACCUCCCACGGGACCCUGCUGGUCAACGGGGUGCUGGCCUCCUGCUACGCCAUCCUGGAGAGCCCCCGCUGGGCCCACCACGCCUUCGCCCCCCUCCGGCUCUUGCAUGGCCUCCUCUCGCUGCUGCCCUCCGGUGGCGAGGCCAAGAACUGCAGUGCGCCGGAGACUGGCAUGCACUGGUACUCACGCCUGCUCUACCGGCUGGCAUGGGGCGUGCUGGGCCAGGACUCCCUCCGCGCCUAGCGGCCCUUCCCCCCCACAUCCCUGACUCAGACAAAGUUCAUGUAACAAACUGGACCAAAAGCAGCUGCCAGGCUUUAUUCCAAGUGCCUUGUGAUCCCUGAAGGGGAACCCCCGGCCCAUGCCGCCAGCAGGGCAGCGAGGGGGAACUGGCGUCCCUGCUACAGCCUCACAGGAAGUCUCAGCAGAGAGGUGUGCUGACCGGAGAUGGGCGGGGCGGGGGGGGGGCUCUUUGCAGUCCCCCCAGCUGCGACUCCACCGAAUGCAGCAGGUUGGGCCCGGACCAGCCCCUCCAUUUGCUAAAACCUCCUUGCACCUCCCUCCCCAUGUCCUGGCACAACCCUUCCCUCUGCUGCUCUGUGAGUGUGGCACCUACCUACCCACCCUCCUCACGUCUCCCCCAUCAGCAGAUUCUGUCCCUGCCGGCUCCCUGCUGCCCUCCCCCCCCCGCCCAGUGCGUGGGAGAUCCUGGCAAUGGGUACAGCCAGCUGGCACUGCUGCCCCCUGUGAAGCCUCAGGAGGGGGGGCACUGGGACCAGUUUGUGCCCUACCAAGGAGCGUGGGCAAGGCAAGGGUUGCACAGUGCCUGGAAGGUGGAAAGGGGAGGGGGUCCCUGAAGCCAGCUCCUACCGGGGAAGGCAGCCACCCUCCCCACGACCCUCUGCCCAGCUGCCGUUCUGGGCCACUCUGGCAGCCGCUGUGGGCUGUGCGUGCCUCCCCCACAUCCCCCCAAAGGGGACUCAGAACGAGCUCCCGGGGCGGGGGGCGAGGGAGGGCUCUGGCGAGGGCUUCUGGCCCAGCAGCCCCACAACUGGGGCAGGAACUGGGCAUCUGAGGGUUCCCCUGAGCUUUGAACUCCGAGGGGCCCCAUUGGGUGGCGGGGGGAGGGGGAGUGUCAUUGAAUUGAAAAGCCAGACCCUGGCCAGGCUGCCUUGGGAACUGUGGGAGCCAACUACUGUGGGGCAGUGUGGACUAGUGGCUAGAGGCCCCUGGGUUCCAGGAGGAGAGUACAGGCUUGUGGUCAGAUCAGUGUGGGGUGACCGGGAGUCAGGGGUGGGGGUGUGUGGGUGUGUGUGUGUGUGUGUUAGCGUUAGCACUGGCACAGCAACGCUCAUGUCUUAGCAUCCUACCCGACAAGGGUGAGCUCCCUGGCAGCCUGUGCUAGGCUGAAUUGGGCUGUUCCGUGUGGGCAGCGCCAGGCAGGGGAUGGGUCUCUCCCAGCAGGGGGCGCCAAACGGAGGCAAGUUGUUCCCCAGAAUGGGUGGGGCAGAGGGGGGAAGAGCUAUUGCUCC